AAGAUGAAAGCGAAGUAUGAGAAGUAUUGGGGUGAUCCUGAAAAGAUGAACAAAUAUAUAUUCAUUGCGGCCAUCCUUGAUCCUAGGAUCAAGGAAUCUCAUUUCUUUAAGGACAUGGUUGAAGACACCUAUGGCUGUAUAAUAGGUAACAGAAUCUUGACUUCUUCACACAAUGAAUUUGUCUCUCUUUUUGGAGAAUACAAAGAAUUAUAUGGAACCAGUUCUACUAGUGAAUUAGCAUCACAAGCUCGUGCUAGUGAAAAUGCUUCUGAAAGUUCUCUUAUGAGGUCACGCUACAACAAGAAGAGAAUGAGAACUUGUGGAGAGGGUAGCACUAGCUCAAAUAUGAGAACUGAAUUAGACAAGUACCUAGCUGAGGAUACCGAAGAGUUGACUGCAGAAUUUGACCUUCUUGAGUGGUGGAAGUUGAAUGCUGCUCGCUUUCCUGUCCUGUCAAAAAUGGCUCGUGAUAUACUAGCAAUCCCUAUCUCAACGGUUGCUUCUGAAUCAGCUUUUAGCACUAGUGGCCGUAUUCUUGAUGACUUUAGAAGCUCUUUGACACCAGCGACACUCCAAGCGUUGAUAUGUACACAAGAUUGGCUGCGUAGUAAGCCUAUCAAUGUUGAACUUGAUCUUGCUGAGUUGACCAAACUGGAGGAAGGUGUGGGAGCCCUUCGAUUGGAGGAUAAUGGUGUAAUAUCGAUUGAUUGAUCUUCAUGUGUGGAACUGGAGUGGAAACUUGUGCAAGUUGCUGCCUGAAGUGAUGAAGUUUGUGUGUGUCAUCUGUCAUGUGUUGAACCCAUUUUGCAAUAUGUUGAACUUUGGCUGUGUCGAACUUGGUUGUUCUAGAAUUUAAUGUACUCUUAUGCGCCAGAAUUUCAUAUGAACUUGUAAUGGAGUUUAUUAUCUUGAUGUGUUCUCAUGCUUGAUUCAUGCUGGACAUGUCUUUGUUCCAGAAUUUCUUCAUGUUAUUGUACUGGACAGGUACUGUUCCAGAAUUUCUUCAUGUUAUUGUACUGGAUAUGUACUAAGUGUCUAAGUGCUUGUACUGGA
Triticum aestivum (bread wheat) is the source of this 1053-nucleotide messenger RNA. RefSeq names its product zinc finger BED domain-containing protein RICESLEEPER 3. Bases 4 to 711 code for a protein of 235 amino acids. The record is from RefSeq and is a predicted model, not a curated record. NCBI's taxonomy places the organism in Eukaryota, Viridiplantae, Streptophyta, Magnoliopsida, Poales, Poaceae. The transcript is spliced from 3 exons. Gene Ontology annotation, molecular function: DNA binding; protein dimerization activity.